AUGCCGAAUGCAAGUUCGGCUGAAGAGCAGCUUUUGACUGCUAACAGGGACAAGAAGCCCAGAUGGUCCAUUAUUGAGAAAGCCGAAAGAUCACACCGUCGUGUACCGGGAUUGAGAAAGAUACCAUUGCCUGCUCUCGCUAUUAUAUUUUUUAUUGCAUUGAUCAAUAUACUGGUUUGGAUCGCAGCGGGGAUUGUAUUGCAUCAACAGCUGCUCUUGCAUAUAGCCUUGGUUUACGUCAUGCUCUCGAUGCGGACCAUAUAUCAUAUCGUUAUCAUCACUUCAAUUGUGGUGGCAGCCACUGCAGCAGCAGUUUCAGAUAAAUUUGAUAAAUAUGGUUCAAUUGGUGGCAUCAUCGGGAGUUCCGUCAGCUCUGCAUUCUUGAUUCUUUUGGGUAUCAUGAAUGGGUACAUCUUGUAUAAACUCGUCCUUCAGAUGAAAAAAGUUCUUCGUGACAAAAACAAAGGAGAAGAAAUGUGGAAAAUCGAAGGAGGUGGUGUUCUCUUCUCCAUUCUCAAGGGGAUGUUCAAAAUAAUUGACCGGCCGUGGAAAAUGUAUCCGCUUGGAGUGUUAUUCGGCCUUGGGUUUGACACUUCUUCGGAGAUUGCUCUUCUUGGGAUAUCAUCUGUCCAAGCAUCAAAGGGAACUAGUAUCUGGUUGAUCUUGAUUCUCCCCAUUUUGUUCACAGCUGGAAUGUGCCUGAUAGACACUAUUGACGGUGCUCUUAUGCUUUCUCUCUACGUGCAGCCAGCAGCACAUUUUCUGGACUCAAAGUCACAGCCAUCAGCCGAAAUAUCCGCUGCGCCUAUUCCCCCAGAAACGCCUAAGCCACAGUCUACCCCAGUCGAGGAACCAGUAUCCCGGAAUCCCCGAGACCCGGUUGCGUUCCUCUAUUACUCCAUAGUUCUCACUUCUCUGACCGUCGUAGUCGCCAUCGUAAUUGGCGUCAUCCAGCUUCUGACUCUCCUCUUAAACGCUUUGAAACCACAUGGAAAGUUCUGGGACGGCGUUCAAGUUGCCGGUGAUUAUUACGAUGUCAUUGGCGGUGCCAUAUGUGGACUGUUCAUCAUUUUUGGAGGCAUAAGCGUCUUAGUUUACCCACAGUGGCGACGGUGGGCUGGCAAGAACCAGGACAGCGCACCAAGCUGUGGCCAUCAUGUCAGGGCGCAGGCUGACGAAGAGAGCCGAAUAGACGGUCUGGGUGUUGCCGCUACAAACACACAAUCGCUUUCCCAGGCAGGAGAAAACCCAGUAGAUGGCCCCAAAACAGGGACUGCGGCUGAUACGAAACUUGUUUGA
Messenger RNA from Trichophyton benhamiae CBS 112371, 1299 nucleotides. RefSeq lists its product as uncharacterized. NCBI's taxonomy places the organism in Eukaryota, Fungi, Ascomycota, Eurotiomycetes, Onygenales, Arthrodermataceae. Gene Ontology annotation, cellular component: plasma membrane. Bases 1 to 1299 code for a protein of 432 amino acids. The record is from RefSeq and is a predicted model, not a curated record. The transcript has 5 exons. Gene Ontology annotation, biological process: nickel cation transmembrane transport. Gene Ontology annotation, molecular function: nickel cation transmembrane transporter activity.